CUCUGACAAACAGCAGCCGAGACUGGAAAGGACCUUCACGGACACAGACACGAGACGGGGUUUCAAAGAGGCGCAAGCUGACUGUAGAAGGAAUAGCAUCGAAAGAUCUCCAGUGCCAAACUUCACUUCAUCUCAAAGAGAAGAGAGGAUUCAAGUCAGAGGGAAACAUAAUUCUUCUUCCACUGUAAAUGGACACAGUGAAGCUAUCUUAAAGGACAUCAAUUUCAGACUCACCCUGUGUCCUCUGCUGGAUAUUCCCUGACUGUAUAAAGCACCACAGAGAGCCCCACACAGAGAUGGAUGUGGCGGCUGAUCAGCCACGUUGGAUGCACCACCACGCCGUGCUGAACGGGCAGCACCCGGACUCUCACCACCCCGGCUUGGGGCACAACUACAUGGAACCCACGGCGCAACUUCUGCCUCCGGAUGAGGUGGAUGUUUUCUUUAACCACCUGGACUCGGGGAACCCGUACUCUUACAACUCCCCCCGAGCCAGAGUAUCCUACAGCCAAGCGCAUGCUCGUCUUACGGGGACUCAAGUCUGCCGGCCUCCCAUCCUCCACAGCCCGGGCAUUUCGUGGCUGGACGGAGGGAAAGCAGCCCUGUCAGGCCUCCACCACCACCACCACAACGCAUGGGCCGUCAGCCCCUUCAGCAAGCCCAGCUUGCACCACCCGGGCUCUGCGUCCCCCGGUGGCCUCUCCGCAGUCUACCCGUGCAACAGCACAUCAAACACGGUUUCAGCCACCACGCUAACGCCGCCGUCCCACUCCAGCCCUUCCCUGUACACUUUCCCUCCCACACCGCCCAAGGACGUAUCCCCGGAUCCCGGUGCCGUGUCUCCCUCCGCCAGCAGGAUGGACGAGAAGGAAUCUAUCAAAUAUCACGUGUCGUUACCGGAGGGGAUGAAGAUGGAGGGCUCGUCUCCUCUGAGGAGCACCCUGGCCUCCAUGGGUGCUCAGACCCCCUCCACCCACCACCCCAUACCAACCUAUCCCACCUACUCUCUCUCCGCGGCGCACGAGUACGGUGGCAGCCUGUUUCACCACGGCAGCCUGCUUGGAGCUUCACACAGCUUCACACCGAAGCACAAGGGCAAGACACGCACCGGUACCGAGGGCCGUGAGUGUGUGAACUGCGGAGCGACCUCUACCCCCUUGUGGAGACGUGACAGCACAGGACACUACCUGUGUAACGCCUGUGGACUGUACCAUAAGAUGAAUGGCCAGAACAGACCUCUCAUCAAACCCAAACGCAGGCUGUCUGCAGCCAGACGAGCGGGCACCUGUUGUGCUAACUGUCAGACGACUACCACCACGCUCUGGAGGCGCAAUGCAAAUGGAGACCCGGUGUGCAAUGCCUGCGGCCUCUACUACAAACUGCAUAAUGUGAACCGGCCUCUUACCAUGAAAAAGGAAGGAAUACAGACGCGCAACCGAAAAAUGUCAAACAAAUCCAAAAAGAGCAAGCGAUUCAAUGACAGCUACGAGGAGUAUUCUAAAAGCCUGCAUGACAAGAGCUCUCACUUCAGCGCUGCCUCUCUGGCCGGACACAUGUCCAUGGGCCACCUGCCACCAUUCAGCCACACUGGACACAUGCUCCCUACCCCCACCCCCCUACACCCAUCUUUUGGGCACCCGCACCACUCAAACAUGGUUACGGCCAUGGGCUGAGAGUGAGCGGAGAGGUAUUCAAACAUAAGAACGCUGGGGAACUUUCUGUUUGAGAACAGAUGCAUUGUGGGAGGAAAGGACCUGUUUACUCCUUAUCUAUUGGUACCUAUUAUGUUGGAGGAAGACAGAGAGAGACUCUCCUUCCUAUCAGCCGGGCACACACGUACACACAAAUAUGUAAUUGCACCUCGUAGUUCUUUACCACUGCAGUGUGGUUCAUUAUGUGCUCAACAGGUUUAUUAUAACUGUGAAUAUUGUAAAUAUGUAAGUCUGAAGGGGACGUCCCAGACUGAGCCACUUCAGAAGUUAAAAUAUGCUGGAUUUUUUUUUUCUUUGCUUAUGGACAAUUUUAAAGAAAUUUUCACAAAGAAAAAAGCAAACACAAUUUCAGAUUUAUGAUUCCAAAUUUGAUGACACUUUUUAUUAUAAUUAUUGUUAUUAUUAUAAUAAUUAUUAUUGUUAAUAAGAUAAUUUAUUUUCACUGCCUUUUUGUCUUUGACUAUAUCACAUGAUAUUGAUCCUGUUACAACAGUUAAGAAUAUAUUUUUAGCUGAAGCGCUUUCUCUGAGCUGUUCAACAUUUAUACUCACAAGAAAUAAAAAGAUCAACUUCAUUAUCCCUUCUGCUCCUUCUAUUUAAUAUCCAGUAUUUAAUAAAAACAUACUUAUAACAACAACAACAGAUGCAGUAAUUCAUAUGUUGUCUUCUAAUGCAACAUGGUGCCAUGUAGAACUUGAGAAUCAUAACAAUACCUUUCACUAACACAGUUUUAGACAAUCAGUUAAACACAGGCCAAAAAGUUCAGUUACUCCUCUUUGUUUUCUUGUGUAGUUAAAAGAACUGUCUAUGGUUAAUC
This is a messenger RNA of Notolabrus celidotus (New Zealand spotty), 2529 nucleotides long. RefSeq names its product GATA binding protein 2b (gene gata2b). Gene Ontology annotation, cellular component: nucleus. Lineage: Eukaryota; Metazoa; Chordata; Actinopteri; Labriformes; Labridae. Gene Ontology annotation, biological process: positive regulation of miRNA transcription; positive regulation of angiogenesis; negative regulation of transcription by RNA polymerase II. The transcript has 6 exons. The record is from RefSeq and is a predicted model, not a curated record. Gene Ontology annotation, molecular function: zinc ion binding; RNA polymerase II cis-regulatory region sequence-specific DNA binding; DNA-binding transcription factor activity, RNA polymerase II-specific. The coding region runs from base 297 to 1673 and encodes 458 amino acids.